AAUUGUUUUCUCAGCCAGGUCUGGUGGAGGGUAGGGUUAGUUUAUGAUCCAUUAAGAAGACAAAGCAGCCGGGUAUGGUGGCUCACACCUGUAACCCCAGUACUUUGGGAGGCCAUGGCAGGUGGAUCACUUGAGGUCAGGAGUUCAAGAUCAGCCUGGCUAACAUGGUGAAACCCCAUCUCUACCGAAAAUACAAAAAAUUAGCCGGGCAUGGUGGCGCAUACUUGUAAUUCUAGCUACUCAGGAGGCUGAGACAGGAGAACCGCUUGAAACCCGGGAGGUGAAGGUUGCAGUGAGCCGACAUUGUGCCACUGCACUCCAGCCUAGGCAACAGAGUGAGACUUCAUCUCAAAAAAGGAAAAGAGAAAGGCUGUGAUCACCAACGCACCCAUUCAUGCUUGUUCCUCUUUUGCUUAUGACCUCUCUGCUUUUAUUUAUACUUGUUGUUUCAGUCUUCAUGUGGACCAUUCUUUUCUUGGCUCUUUGGGGGCAAAAUUAUUUUCCUUCUUGCUGUGUAUAGUGGUCAAACUCUGCCACGAGCGUGAAGAAGGAAGAUACCAGUGCAUGAGGGGUCAGAACACACUGUUUGCCAGUUUUCUCAGAGAUAUAAGUGAGAGGGACAAUGUUUUUCGGUAGCAUUUUGCAUAAUUCCCAACUUCUGUUGGUUGUACCCUUAAAGCCCUAAUGUGGAUUGGUGUUUGUUUCCUAAAAGAUUACUAUGGGAAGAAAGGUGUCCAGUAGCCUACUCAAAAGUUUUUACUCCUAUCCGCUUCUGUUGAAGAAUCUGCAUUAUUUCCAGUCUACUUUAGCUCCUCCUGCCUUCAGUCUAAAGGAGUUGCUUGCACACCUGGAGUAAAUGUGUGUAAUUUCUGAACUGCCCGUUUUAAGAUUUGAUUCUAAUCCUAACUCACUCUUACUUGACCAAUAUGCCUCUCAAUUAUAGCUAACAUUUUGGUUCUUUGCCCAAACCUCUGAGGCACAUUAUGUAAUCCCUAUUUUUAUAAAGAGGCUUGUAGAGGUUAAUUUGCAACUUUAUUGUAAAGAGAGUAAUAAGCCCCCUUCACCCAAUUCCCUAUCAACUGAGAAAGUGACUGUAUUUAGGUAGGCAAUCCAGUGCUUAAGAGCAAGCUUUGGAACUGGAGUUAGAGUUUGAAUCUCAGCUCUGCCACUUUUUUCUUUCUUUUUUUUUUUGAGACAGUUUCGCCGUGUCACCCAGGCUGGAGUGCAAUGGCACAAUCUCGGCUUACUGCAACCUUCGCCUCCUGGGUUCAAGCUAUUCUCCUGCCUCAGCCUCUUGAGUAGCUGAGAUUACAGGUGCGCACCACCACGCCUGGCUAAUGUUUUGUAUCUUUAGUAGAGACGGAGUUUCUCCAUGUUGGUCAGGCUGGUCUUUAACUCCUGACCUUGUGAUCCGCCCACUUUGGCCUCCCAAAGUGCUGGGAUUACAGGCGUGAGCCACCAUGCCCUGCCACCUCUGCCACUUUCUAGCUGUGUGACCUCAGUGAAAUGAGAGCGCUAAGAAUUGCCUACUUUUUAAAAUGUCGUAAGAAUUAAAUAAUAAAACACUUGGAACAACGCCUAGCACAAAAUAAUAUCAAAUGCAGGGACAUUUUCUUUGUAUUCUAUUAGCCAAAGGGUUACAUUAUAAAAUGUACGGAUGUUCGCUGGAGAAACUGGUACAAUCUAGAAAGCGCUGCUUCCCUCCAUUUGUUUUUCUUGGUGUGUAUGGAGUGAGUGCCAAAAAGUCUCAAGUAACCAACCCUUUUUUAUCUCCAGGGUUCAGAGGGUUCUGGAAGUAAACACCACAGUUCACCGUUGCCAGGCUGUGUUGAGUUGCUGCCUUGGUCUUAUCUAGGGGUCUAGGCCUUCUCCACAACGCCCGCCCUGGCUCCUGCUCCCUUUGCCCUUCCCGCCUGCACCCCACUCCCCGCCGCCACGCCCCACCCCAUGCUUGGAUAACAGACUUACAGGUCUGGAUAAUUAAAGCAGAGGACAAGGCUAGCUUAUUCGAUAGGAUGAAACUUGGUUAGGAAGGAUUUGACAUGGCUUCUCCUCAUCGCUCAGAAGGUUAUUAGGGACUUUUAAUCACAGAAUUGGCCUCGGGUGCCCACACUCUGUAUCAAAAUGGCACUUCGGGACAAAUAACAUCCGUGAGAGGGGGAAGUGAUAGACCUGAUUCUGGAAGGAUUACGGCUAGGCGCCAAGUUGCAAAGUUGAAAUUUGCCUCGUGACCACACUGUGAUAGGUGGGUACGGGGGAGCGCGGGCGGGUACACGUCACUUCUUACCGCCCCCUAGGUCUGGGCACUAUAAAAGGGCCUGCACCUCACGUUCGUCGCAGUUGCUCGGGAUUUUUGCACACCACGGAAGCUGGAGGUGAGCUGUGCUGGCCACGCCAGAGGCUGCAACAGCUGACAUGGACCGGUAUAAAGAAGAGCUGCGCUGCUUGGACGACCCGAUGGAGGACCAGGAUUGUUACAUUCUUAAUGUCCAGUCAAGCAGUGAUGGCACCAGUGGGUCUUCUGUGGCCAGAGCAGCUCCGCAGAGACAGGGCAGUUGCAUCCUGAAUGUUGUCCGGUCAAGAACUGGUAACACCAGUGGGUCUUCUGUGACCAGAACAGCUCAGAAGAGACAGGCCAACUCCGUGGUAGUGAUUGACUCUGACUCUGACUCUGAUAACGAAUGCUACCCCUAUGAGAAGAAAGCUAAGAUCCUGAAAACAAACCGUGACGAGAUGGGUUUUUACCAUGUCGGCCAGGCUGGUCUCGAACUCCUGACCUCAGGUAAGAAUAUGGAAGGUUAUAAUGUGAAGCCUACCAUCCUUACCAUCCAGGGACCCCUAAUAGUUAUUAGUGAUGAUGAUGAUGACGACGACAAGAACAGUAAUGAUUUGGAAGUUCUCAAAGAAGAGAGUAAUGAUUCAGAUGUUCCCAAAGACAAGAGUAAUGAUUCAGAUGUUCCUGAUGACGACGACAAUCAUGAUUUGGAUGUUCCUGAUGACGACGACAAAUACGAUUCCGAUGUUCCUGAUGAUGAUCAUGAUUCGGAUGUUCUCGAUGACGACGACAAUCAUGAUUCCGAUGUUCCUGAUGAUGAUCAUGAUUCGGAUGUUCUCGACGAAGACAGUAAUGAUUCGGAUGUUCUCAGUGACAGUAAUGAUUGGGAAGUUCCUGACAACAGUAGUGAUGAUUUGGAAGUUCCUAUGCCAGCAGAAGAUUCGUGUGAUGAAGGCCAAAUUGCCUCAGAUGAAGAAGAGCUGGAUGAGGCUGGUGAGCAGGAUCUUGGUGAGAAUCUCUGCCAUCCACCAAGUGAUCCUGAGGCUAACCUUGAGGUUUCAAAGAGAAAGCUGCCAACUGAGGAAGAACCUGCAACUGUGGUGGGACAGUCAGGGAAAAGGAAGGCAAAAAGUGAAACUAUCGUGGAGCCACUAAAGCAACAGAAGGCAGAAAUUGAAAGUGUUGUGGAGCCACCGAGGAAGAGGAAGGCAAAAACCAAAAAUAUAUCUGUUACACCUGCUGAUAAAGGACAUAAGAAGUGUGGGCAUUCAAAGAAGAAACCUGGUGCAGCAAAAGUUGAAAAUCACAAGACUAGGACUUGUAAGUGCAAAGUCCAUGGAAGUUUCCUACAUGGCCUUGGAAAGUCAAAGAAACACUCUAGAAUCUACGACCUGUUUAACAGAACCAACUGUGAUAAAAAGCUGCAAGAGAAACGACGGAGUUCCUGGAAUAACAAGAUGCUGAGAACUGCCGGCUCAUGCAGCACUAGUGAGAUGCCAUACCAAACGAGUCAGUGCUUUGCUGAGAUCCAGAUUGGCGUGAAAGUCUCAGCAAAGAUCCAGAUUGGCAUGCAACUCUCUGAAGGAUUGGCUGCUACACCAGAUCAUUGGAUGCCAUAUGCUUCAUGUACGUCAAGUACAAGGUGUCUCUGGUCAUGGUCCCAUUAACUUGGAAAGAUGGGACCCACAUUGUGCCCCAAGUGCGACCAUUUGCUCUGUAUAUACAGAAGUAUUAUAGAAAAAUUCUGCAGGAGAUGGGUGGGAUUAGCCACAGGGAUGUGAUGAAAACAUUUGGUAGGAAUUUUAAGGUAAUAGAGAUUUUUUUUUUUAAAUAAAGACAGGGUUUCACCAUGUUGGUCAGGCUUGUCUUGAACUCCCAACCUCAGGUGAUCAGGCCACCUUGGCUUCCAAACUGCUUGGAUUACAGGCGUGAGCCACCACGCCCAGCUGAUAAAGAAUUCUUAAGGUUAUCUGAGGGUAUAUUUAUGUGAGCUAUAUAUGUUUUUGUUUUCUGCAGUUGUCUGUCAUCCUACCUACAGACAAGUGAGCUGUAUUUUUUACUGUUAAAAAAUUUUAGAAAAGUUUGUUUUUGUGAAGUUAGGAAUAUUAGAAUUUAGGUACUGUCAAGUAAGUAAUAUUAGAAUUUAAGAUUCAUGUUAUUAAUGACAAUUGAGCUUAACCAGGGGCUCUAUUGCUAACCAUUCUGUGCCCUUGACAGGGUAGAUCUGUAGCCUUUGGGAUCUACCUUGGGUCUUUUUUCAGCCCCAUAGUUGUCACAUGUAAGACAAAAUGCAAAAGAAAAGUGAGUUUUCAAGAGUGGCAGGUGGAGAGAAAGGAGAAUGCUGGCAUGAGGACAAGUUUUAGUGGUAACACUUAAACACCAGAGCUACUGUGACACCUGCAUAGAGGAAAGACACUUGGCUCCAUAGGUUUCACAAGUAGGACAAAAUGCACAAGAAAAAUGAGGUUUUGAGAGUGGCAGGUUGAGAGAAAGAGGAGAAUGCUUGAAAGGAAAAAUCUUAGAGGCAACACUUAAACAUCAGGGCUACUGUGACAUCUAUGUAGACAGGAAAGACAAACGUGUUUCAUAAAUGUUUCUGAUGAUGUUGAUUGAAACUAUCUGAGCCAUGUAAUCAAAAAAUAAAAGUUGUAUGCAUCUCA
Messenger RNA from Callithrix jacchus (white-tufted-ear marmoset), 4935 nucleotides. RefSeq names its product germ cell nuclear acidic peptidase (gene GCNA). Gene Ontology annotation, cellular component: nucleus. The record is from RefSeq and is a predicted model, not a curated record. Lineage: Eukaryota; Metazoa; Chordata; Mammalia; Primates; Cebidae.